This is a messenger RNA of Cinara cedri, 1945 nucleotides long. NCBI's taxonomy places the organism in Eukaryota, Metazoa, Arthropoda, Insecta, Hemiptera, Aphididae. The record is from the annotation of a GenBank genome assembly.
GAUAAUUUUCGCCCUUAUCACGAAUUAGACUUAUUAAUUAAUUAGACAUAACCGAAUAUCCAUUAUCCGUAUUCCGUAUGGCGAUGCCCGAUUUUAAAGAAAAAAUUAUAGUUGUUUUAUACCGAAUUCUAUUUGUUUGUACAAAAUAAUUUAAACAUACCUACAUAACUGAAUAAUUUUAUAUUAUUUUUAUUAUUAAAAAUGAGUCUAUCGUCAUCAUAUCAAACUCGUUAUCCAGUUUUUAAAAAAGAGGAAUUACAUUUAUUAGCAAGUUUGGUCAACAAGUAUAGUCAUAUACUUGAGCGUAAACGAAGCAAUGCUACUGCUGUCAAGCAAAAAAAAUGUUUUUGGGAUAAAUUAGCCGCCGAAUUUAAUUCCCAAGGAUUGUAUGUGUAUGUAAGUAUAUUAAAUGAUUAUUUGAUUAUGGGUAAAUGUAUACAUACAUUCGUUAUUAUAUUACCAUUGUGUGUUGUGUAUUAUGUGUUAGGUAUUAUUAUUGUAUGUCCAUACAAACUAUAAUUUUUUUUUCUUACAGCGUUCAGUUGAAAAACUGAAAAAGCGAUAUUAUAAUGGAAAAAACGAUAAAAUUGCAGAACAAAAGGCUCAAAAUAGCAUACCAAUAUCAACACCUAAUAAACCCAAUUAUGAUUCACUUUUACUUCAGGAAGCCGAGCUAAGAGUAAAAAGACAGCAUUUACUUAUUGCUCAGGACAAAAUGUUAUUCGAGUUGGCCGUACAAGAAAAAAAAUUAAAAGUACAGUUGACCGAAGAAAAUUUAAAACGUAAUAAUGUAAUACCCCUUGUAAUGGUUAAAAAAGAGUUUCAAGAAGGUAAUUUGCACACUGAUUAAUGGAUUGUCUCUAGAAAAAUAGGUAACUUAACUUUUUUGUCUGAAAUUAAAUACAAAUUCAUUAAGUAAAAAUAAAUCUUAAUUUUUUUAAUAAAAUAAAUUCUUAAUUUUUAUUUACUUAUCAUUAAUACCAUCAUAUAUUACAUAGAUAUGUACGGUGGUGUUGCUCUCUAUGGCCAACUUAAGACUCUUAAUUCAAAUUCAAAAUUAAAGCAUAAAUAUGUUAUUAGUUAAACAAUACAAAGUUUGAAUUUCAAAAUCUUGAGUACUUAUGGAAAUGAAAAAUUAUUAUUAUUAUUUUAAAAUUGUAUUUUCCCUUUCGAUAGUCAUCUUACACUGUUUUUGUAAUAAUUGAUAUCAGUCAGUAAAUUAAUUAAUGUUGAUAAAUAAAACAAUAAUCUUAUGGCUUAUCAAAUUACAAAACUAAACUAGUUACAUAUAUAUUUAUAUAUGGCCACUCAUUAGUGGCCAUUGCAGAGAUAUUGACCAUAAGUGGUGACUUCGUCCAAAACCAUCAGUCACACUUACAAAUAUAUUUUUUUUUUUUAUUUAGUAGGUAUUUAACUUUAAUGACUACAAACAUUUUUUUUGUUAAUUACAAAUAUUUAUCAACGUAGACAUUCUCUACCAAAUUGUAUAAGUGCUUUUUCAAUAAAUUGCUCUUUCUCUGAAUUUAUUUUUUCACAAUGAACAUUUGACUUAACAUCUUGAAUCAAAGCCAUAUUUUAACAAGUCAUAAGUACUGAAAGAAUGUUCUACUGUAGAACUUGUAUCUGGUUGGGUUGGGACAUAAAUAGUCCCAAAGCAAUUGCUAUACUUGAGACAAAUGUAAUGACUAUUUAAAAAAAUCAAUAAAGUUAAUGCCUUACAGUCAAGAUUUUGUCCAAAAUUGUACCUACCAACUUUCUGCUUCAACUUGUAAAUUAUCAAUUUUAUAGAAAUCAUAACUUCUUUCAACACUCAAAGUAAUAUUUUUUUCUCAAAUUGUUUAAAAUGCAUAUUAUUAUUAAAACUAGCUAAGAAUAGAUAAUUUUGUCAUAUUUAAAGUAACACAUGAUUAUUGUAAAUAUUAAUGUUUACGAAUAACUAAGUUGC